UUUUUACACAAUUCAACUUAAAGUAUAUAUUUUAACCAUUUUCAUUAUAUUUUUAAUUUGUCUUUUGGUUCACCGAUAUAUUAAUAUUAUUCUAUUUGAUUAACUGUUAUUCAUAAAUUAACACAAUUAUACCACAUCACAAAUUAUUCCAUAUGUAUUAUUUAUAUAAUUUGCAUUUUAACAGGCUCAUAAUGGAAAUUUAUAUAGUUUAUUUUUUAUAUACGUACCUGAGCAUGGUAUCAGGUGUAAGAAGAAACCGAUCUUCAGAUAACCUCGUUAUAAACUCUCUUAACCGAAUAUUUAAAAUCAAUGGAGACAUAAAGAAGAUCGGAGAUAUAAAACGUUCCCUAAAGGACCAACACGGAUAUCAUGAUAACGAGAUUUUAUCAAGUGGCAGGAUUCUGAAAGACGAUGAAGAGUAUUCAAAGGAUGAACAUAAAAAAUUAUACACAGUUUCAAAAAUUAGAGGAGGAUUGAACAUUUCAGUCCAAACAAUGCAAGGAAAGACAAUACAGUUACAAGUAUCGCAAAAUGAAACAGUACUGGAUUUAAAAAACAAAUUGGAAAAGGAACAGACGAUUCCUGUGGACCAGCAGCGACUCAUAUUUGAUGGCAAGCUUCUAGAGAACGGAAAAACGAUUUCAGACUACGGAAUCAAAGAGAAUGCAGUGAUACAACUAGUUUUAAGGCUAAGAGGUGGAUAGUGGGUAGUUUUAAUUUUUUUGUCGUAAAUUUAACAUUAAAAAUUCACCGUUAAUAUAUUUUAGUAAUCAUAUAA
Molecule: messenger RNA, 778 nt
Organism: Theileria parva strain Muguga
Lineage: Eukaryota; Apicomplexa; Aconoidasida; Piroplasmida; Theileriidae
Product: Ubiquitin family protein
Exons: 5
Coding region: 153-704 (183 amino acids)
Biological process (GO): protein ubiquitination; modification-dependent protein catabolic process
Cellular component (GO): nucleus; cytoplasm
Molecular function (GO): protein tag activity; ubiquitin protein ligase binding
Source: RefSeq, a predicted model, not a curated record